Molecule: messenger RNA, 1620 nt
Organism: Cottoperca gobio
Lineage: Eukaryota; Metazoa; Chordata; Actinopteri; Perciformes; Bovichtidae
Gene: nr5a5
Product: nuclear receptor subfamily 5, group A, member 5
Biological process (GO): regulation of transcription by RNA polymerase II; tissue development; hormone-mediated signaling pathway
Cellular component (GO): RNA polymerase II transcription regulator complex
Molecular function (GO): nuclear receptor activity; zinc ion binding; RNA polymerase II cis-regulatory region sequence-specific DNA binding
Source: RefSeq, a predicted model, not a curated record
AUGGACCUACCUGAUUAUCACCCACAGCAGCCACAGCCACUCAUCCAUCACCCUUACAGCUACCCGGAGGAUCUGUUAACGUUGGAAGGAUCAUCAACAUCUCAGGAAUUAAGGACAGAGCCAGACAGCAGAGCAGAGUCAGAGGAGAGCUGUCCCAUCUGCGGAGACAAAGUGUCAGGAUACCACUAUGGACUGCUCACUUGUGAAAGCUGCAAGGGCUUCUUUAAACGCUCAGUGCAGAAUAACAAGCGUUACACCUGUGCAGAUCAACAGAGCUGCCCCAUGAACCUUUCACAGAGGAAACGUUGUCCUUCAUGCCGCUUCCAAAAGUGUUUGGCAGUGGGCAUGAAGAGAGAAGCGGUAAGAGCAGAUCGUAUGAGAGGUGGGAGGAAUAAAUUUGGCCCUCUGUACCGGCGGGACAGGCAGAUGAAGCAGCAAAAGGUUUAUUACCAGGCUCCCUACAGGAUUAAGAUGGAAACUACUCAAACACACCGACCCACAGCACCAAAUGACCCUCAUCUAAUGAGCAGUCACACAAGUGCUCCAUUGCCUUCUGAUGUUUUUCAUCAGUCCCACAUGUAUCCCUCUGACAUGGGGCAGUUGUGUGCGCCCAUGCAUCUGGACUGCACUAUGAACGCAGACAGGGUGCUCACUCCUCUGUCACUGCCCAACCCUGGUUUGUACCACGGCACCUUCCCUGGAUAUGUCCAGGAGAAAGACGAAAUGCCUUUUAGCUACAGCCAGGCUCCCACAAACUAUGUGCACCCAACUCCGAACAAUUCAUUCACACCAAGAAGCACACCAACAUCAUACCCCUGCUCAACGCUAAACUCAGCCACCCCACUCUCCCAGGCUUCCACUCAAACCCCAUACACCCCCUCAUUGGCCACUCUUACACCCAGCUUCCUAAGUCAACUCCUGGAGGGGGAGCAGGAGGAGAGCCAGCUGUGUGCCAAGGUCCUCACCAGUCUGCAGAGAGAACAGGCCAACCGAGGGAAACACGACCGCCUAAAUACAUUCAGCAUCAUGUGCAAAAUGGCUGACCAGACUUUGUUUGGGCUUGUGGAGUGGGCCAGGAACAGUGCACUCUUCAAAGAGCUCAAGGUGGAUGACCAGAUGGUGCUGCUGCAGAGCUGUUGGAGUGAGCUGCUGGUCCUGGAUCACCUCUGUAGACAGGUGACCUACAGUAAAGAGGACUGCAUAUAUCUUGUCACAGGACAGCAGAUUGAUCUGUCGACUAUCAUCUCUCAGGCAGGUGGGAGACUCAGCGGCCUGGUAUCGAGGACUCAAGACUUAGUUUCCAAACUGAGGGCAUUCCAGCUGGACAGACAUGAGUUUGUCUGUCUCAAGCACUUGGUGCUAUUCAACCCUGAUGUGAAGUCAGUGCAGAGCCGCAGGCAGGUGGAGCAGACACAGGAGAGGGUGAACAGGGCCCUGAUGGAGUACACCCAACAGAGUCAUCCAAGACACUCAGACAAGUUUGGUCAGUUGCUGCUCCGGCUUCCUGAAGUACGCAGCAUUAGUUUGCAGCUUGAGGAGUAUUUGUACCAGCGCCAUCUUCUGGGAGAUUUGCCCUGCAACUCUCUGAUCACCGAGAUGCUGCACACCAAGCACAGCUGA